Molecule: messenger RNA, 1641 nt
Organism: Micromonas pusilla CCMP1545
Lineage: Eukaryota; Viridiplantae; Chlorophyta; Mamiellophyceae; Mamiellales; Mamiellaceae
Product: ATP-binding cassette superfamily
Exons: 3
Coding region: 1-1641 (546 amino acids)
Biological process (GO): oligopeptide export from mitochondrion
Cellular component (GO): mitochondrial inner membrane
Molecular function (GO): ATP hydrolysis activity; ATP binding; ABC-type oligopeptide transporter activity
Source: RefSeq, a predicted model, not a curated record
AUGGAAUGGCCCUCAGUGCCGCACUUCACCGGGUGCUUGGUCGACGCCGUCGCCAUCGACCGCGACGCGGCGGCGUUCCGUCGGUACUCCGUCUCGCUGUUGAUCGCCGCGCUCCUCGCGGGGAUCUUCGCGGGGCUGCGCGGCAGCGUGUUCACCGUGCAGAUGGCGCGAUUGAACGCGCGCGUCCGGCGGCGGCUGUUCGACGCGGUGCUGCGGCAAGACGUCGGCUUCUUCGAUCUGAACAAAACUGGCGACCUGUCGUCGCGUCUGAACAACGACUGCAGCACGGUCUCGAACGCGCUGUCGCUCAACAUCAACGUCAUGCUGCGGAACGCGGUGAACGUGAUCGGGGUGUUGUGUUUCAUGCUCGCGCUGUCGUGGCCGCUGACGGCGGUGACGCUCGCGUCGUUGCCUCCGACGGUGGUCGUGUCGAAGGUGUACGGACGCUACUUCAAAAGGAUUAGCAAAAAGACGCAAAAGGCGCUCGCGGAGGCGACGGAAGUCGCGGAGGAGAGCCUGGGGAGCGUCAAGACGAUCCGCGCGUUCGCCGCGGAGCCGCACGUCUCCGCUGACUUCGCGUCGCGGCUGCAAGAGUUUUGCCGUCAAAACACGAUCGAGGCGAGGUACGUCGUGGGGUACACGUUUUGCCUGACGGCGAUGCCCAUGAUGGUCACCGUGCUCGUGCUGUGGUACGGCGGCAUGCUCGUGUUGCGCGGGAUGUUAAACCCCGGCGCGCUCGUGUCGUUCAUGUUGUACCAGCAGCAGCUCACGAGUUGCUUCUCGUCCAUCGCGGACGUGUUCACCGCCGUCGCCGUCGCGCUCGGGGCGGCGGAGAAGGUGUUGGAGCUCAUCGCGAAGAGGCCAAAGUUUCACGCCGCGAGGCUGGUCCCGGAGCGGUGCGUCGGGAGGCUCGCGUUGGAGAUGGUGUGCUUCUCGUACCCGUCGCGACCGGAUCGUCGCGUGUUGACGGACUUCAACCUCGCGGUGAACCCCGGGGAGACAGUCGCGCUCGUCGGACCGUCCGGCGGCGGGAAGUCGUCCGUGAUCAACCUGAUCGAGCGGUUUUACGUCCCGGACAGCGGCGUCGUUCGUCUGGACGGCCGCGACCUCGCGGACUUGGACCCGCGGUGGUUGAAACGGCGGAUAUCGUUGGUGUCUCAAGAGCCGACGUUGUUUAACCGGUCCUCGGAGCAGAUCGUCGCCGCGGCGAAGGCGGCGAACGCGCACGAGUUCAUCGCCGCGCUGCCGGGGGGAUACGAAGAAGUCGUCGGCGAGCGCGGGUCGACGCUGUCGGGGGGGCAGAAGCAGCGCGUCGCGAUCGCGCGCGCGCUCGUGAGGGACCCGACCGUGCUUCUCUUGGACGAAGCCACGAGCGCGUUGGACGCGGAGAGCGAGGCGAUCGUUCAGGAAGCUCUCGGACGCGUGAUGGCGAACUACACCGUCGUCGUCGUGGCGCACCGCCUGAGCACGAUUCAGAACGCGAGUCGGAUAUGCGUCGUAGACAAGGGAAGAAUCGUGGAGAGUGGGACGCAUCGCGAGCUGUUGGAACGCGGCGGCGCGUACGAGAACCUCGUGCGGCAUCAGCUGAGCGCGAUGAGCGCGUCCGCGGCGUCGUUGAACUCGCUCGAUCGAGACGCGUGA